AUGGUCCAGGUCAGGUAUUUCGAUGCUUUUCCUAAGGAGGAGAACUUCCGAUUGCCGCGGAUGUCGCCCAGUACGGUAGUGUUUUUUAUUUUAACACUCAUAGUGCUAUGGCUGGAAUCGACCACAUUCAUGGGCGCCCACCAGGACUCGGAGUUUUCAGUGCACAAGGGCGUGGCCGACACGUUCCAGGUUAAUUUCGACGUGACUGUGGCCGCGCCUUGUUUGCAGCUCGAGGUCGGAAGCUCAGACGUGUCUGGUGACCGUUUGCUGAUGGGACGUCUAUUGGAUAUUCGACCAUUACGAGGAGACGACGAGGUGCCGUCAUUUUUUCUCAUUGGCUCAGGUUGGACAUCUCAGUUUGGGCACACUGUGCUUGGCCCCGAAGAGGAGUGGUGCCGGUUCUCGGGCAUCUUCAACACCAAUAGAGUCAGAGGCCAAAUAUUCAUUCGCGCGGCCCCGUGGGGCGGUCGUCUUAAAGCCGCAGCAGCGCUCAACACCUCCCACGGAAUCAACGAGUUAUCAUUUGGGCCUUACUAUCCUUCGAUGCAGAACCCGCUGGACGAAACUGCAGCCGCUGCCCCCUCAUUGAACCAGGGGUACUUUUACAAGCUCAACCUGGUGCCUACUGUGGUCCAGGGCUUUGGAGUUGAGAUGUUCACUCACCAGUAUUCUGUUGAAACACUUCCAGUCAAUCCUCGCGUUUUGCCCGGUAUUUAUUUCGAGUACGACUUUGAGCCGAUUUCCGUCACGCUGACCGACAGUCGUAUGUCAUUUUUCCAGUGGCUAUUUCGGAUCGCCAAUAUUGUCGGAGGCCUCAAAUUCGGCAUAUCCUGGUUCCUACGCCGUAAGGCUGACCAAAAUGCGGAAGAUAUUCAUGAUGAGUUCGAUGAAAAGGUUUAA
Messenger RNA from Wickerhamiella sorbophila, 900 nucleotides. Its product is annotated as ER-derived vesicles protein ERV41. Gene Ontology annotation, biological process: endoplasmic reticulum to Golgi vesicle-mediated transport; retrograde vesicle-mediated transport, Golgi to endoplasmic reticulum. The record is from RefSeq and is a predicted model, not a curated record. Lineage: Eukaryota; Fungi; Ascomycota; Dipodascomycetes; Dipodascales; Trichomonascaceae. The coding region runs from base 1 to 900 and encodes 299 amino acids. The transcript has a single exon. Gene Ontology annotation, cellular component: COPII-coated ER to Golgi transport vesicle; Golgi membrane; endoplasmic reticulum.